Messenger RNA from Triticum aestivum (bread wheat), 553 nucleotides. RefSeq lists its product as uncharacterized. The record is from RefSeq and is a predicted model, not a curated record. The transcript is spliced from 3 exons. Bases 1 to 411 code for a protein of 136 amino acids. Lineage: Eukaryota; Viridiplantae; Streptophyta; Magnoliopsida; Poales; Poaceae.
AUGGCAAAGAGAUGGAGAUCGGCGGCUGGAGGCGCGGGCGACGCGGCGGGGCCCAAGGCGGCGGGAGGCGGGCGCCGCGGCUCACGGCUGUUCGCUCGCUCGCGCUGCUGGGCACGACGCGGCGGGGCCCAAGGCGGCGGGAGGCGGGCGCCGCGGCCUCCGGCGACUGGAGCUGCGCGGCACGGCAGUGGCCCACAGUGGAGGGGAGCAGGCUCCCGGCUGUUGGCUCGCGCUGCUGCGGCUGCUGAAGCAUCCAUGGAGUCGCCAACCCCCAAGUCGCCGUACGAGUUGGAGCCAACGAAUGAACUAGCCCUAGCGCACAUCAUCCCUUCCCUUGAUAGGGUAAGUUCUUGUCAGGCCAUGGUUCUUGUAGAUAAAGCGUCCAAGCCCUACUUUAUUUCGUUAGUGUAGGCAGUAGGCAGUAGGCUACUUUUUUGUUAAACGAAAAAUUCAAAAUCUUACAUCUGGGUGAAGUCCUUUUCUAUUUUCUUAUAGCUACAAUUCUCAGAGUUUGAAUUGAUUCAGAUUAUGUUUGUCUUAUUAAACAGAAGGA